ACUGCCUUCCACUUGGAUCCUUCGUUUUCUGGGCGACUAAUCUCCCGAAAUAGCACUUCUGCCCUUAACACUUGAGUUGGGGUUGCCAGAGGGAACACAAUAUUUACCUCCGGCACUGACACAAAGUAUAACGCCACAGGGAACAUAAAUAAAGGAGGGCAUAGGGAUGAUUGAUGCAUCCAUGGGAAGGGGAGAGACAGCUGCGCUCUCUGCAGAUUAAAUCAAACAGCUAUGGGUUGUGCCUGAAGGAGGGGGACCUGCUGCAUGUACUAUUGAUUCAGCUAAGCAGGAAAGGAUUGUGUCUGCUAUAAUGUCUGGGGUUGCUGUGAAGGGGAUUUUUCAUACCUUUCCCUUUUAAUUGCUCUUCAGUGCUGUUUUCUGCAGAUCCCUGAAGCUCAGAGGCCACAGUAUCUUUCUCUUUAGCAGCACAACCUCUUCCUUUCUCUGGUCCUGCUGGAACAGAUAUCAUCAAACAUGCUGAUUUUCUCGUAAAAUUGAAGAAUUCUUGUUGCCUGUCAGAGUUAGUAGUAUAUUUAACAAACAGAUGUGUAAAAAAUCCAGUUAUGGAUCUCCAUCAGUAUUAAUUGAUACAAAUAAUGGAAGCAUUGGAAGUAGACAUUAGUCCUGCAUUAGAGGUUACAGAGGACUUUUUUAACUCUUUCGAUAAGCUGGAAAAUGGGGUCCAUCAGUCUCAUGUUUUUGGAAUUCACCAAGUCCCUGAAUUCUUGGGAAAUGAGAUAUCCAAUAAACUCAAAGAAGAAGCCGAUGGACAGAAUGCCAAUACGUCCCAAAGGAGCAUCAUUUGGGAGAGAUGCAAAAGUAGUUUAUUUGAAGCCAAAACAAGGAAUGGAAUCCAUGCCAAAGAACAAAACGAGUCUUCUAAAAGGACAUAUACUGAUGAUCCUUUAUUAGCAGAAAAAGAUAAAGUUACUUCUACUUUUAAUCUGUUUCAGUCAUGUAGCCGAAGGCUAGAAAGACCUCAUUCAGUCAAUGACUCUUUAGAUCAUCUUCAAGAUGCUCCAAAAUUUAAACCAGGACAUAACAGAUCUCGGUCAGAUGUUAGUCAUAUUGACUGGAAAAACAUUUACAAGCCAGCCCCCUUGCAACGAUCAUCAAGCCAGGGCGUGCAUUGCACAAGUCCUUUUUCUGUAUCCAGAAACAAUAAUAUGGUAGCAAAUAAUGAAGUAAGAUCCUCAUUCACAAAUAUUCUCAAGAAGGGAUUCCUGGAAAUUCGAAUUACACCGGAGAGCUUUUGGAAAGGUUGUUAUGCUGAGAUAUCCCAAUACAAGCUGCACUUAUAUGUUAGUGAUUGUAGCGCCAACCAUAAUGCCAUUGAUACAUAUCAUCUCUCUCAAAUUGAAAGCAUCACUAUCACUGGAAGCCAUGAAACUAAACUUGUUAAUGUUACAAUGACAGAUGACAGAUAUUUGCAGCUAAAGGCAGAUUCUGCAUGGGAGACAAUAGACUGGGGUCAAAAGUUAUGGGAAGCAAUAUGUGCCUUGAAUCUUGUUCCUAACUACAGAAGUAUUCAUCAGGACAUCUUGAAAAGACAAAAUAACUUUCCAGAUAGUAUUAGGGAUUGCGUGGAAAAUAAUGCCAACAAGCUCACUCCUAGUGCCAUGAAUGUCUCGAAUGGAAAUCAGAAAAGCAUCAUAAAGACUGGAACAUUAUAUAGAUUAACAAUUCAGAGUAACUGGAAAGCUUUUACCUUUGUGCUUUCUAAUUCCCAUUUUGCAGCAUAUCAGCCUAGUUGCCUAGAUGAAGAUCCAUUGCUCAGCUACAAUAUAGGUGCAUGUAUAGCUGUUCAGAUGGAUAAGCUUGAUGGAUAUGAUUCUUGUUUUCAAGUCAUUUUUCCACAAGAUGUUCUUCGGCUUAGGACUGAGACACGGCAAAGGGCCCAGGAAUGGAUGGAUGCCAUAAUAUCUGCUGCUAAUUCUGCAAGGAAAUCUGAUCAGAGCCUACUAGUGCCUCUCAGAAAAAAGUCCAAAGAAAAUCUGUCAGCAAAAGAGUUUCAAAGAAGCAAGCGCCAGUCAGUGACCACUAGCUUUCUUAGUCUCUUGACAUCACUAGCUUUGGAGAGAGGCCUCACUGCUCAGAGCUUCAAUUGUGCAGGUUGCCAGAGGCCUAUAGGCCUCUCCAAUGAAAAAGCCAAAGUGUGCAGUUACAGUGGGUGGUAUUAUUGUAGCACUUGUCAUGUGGACGAUGGCUUCAUUAUUCCUGCCCGUCUUAUACACAACUGGGAUACUUCUAAGCACAAGGUAUCCAAGCAAGCAAAAGAGUUUUUGGAGUAUGUGUAUGAAGAGCCAUUGAUUGAUGUGCAUCAAGAAAAUCCAUUGCUUUACAGACAUGUGGAUGCGUUGGCACAUGUUGUGCGUCUUAGACAGCAGCUUAAGUCCCUUCGAGCCUACCUUUUCAGCUGUCGAGCAGUAGUAGCUGAAGAUCUUCGAAGGAGAAUUUUCCCAAGGGAAUAUCUCUUUCAGCAGAUCCACCUAUAUUCUCUUUCAGACCUUCAACAGGUUGUUGAAGGCAAGCUUGCUCCAUUUCUAUUGAAGAUAAUCAAGUUUGCCACAUCUCAUGUAUACAGUUGCAGUCUUUGUAGCCAAAAGGGAUUCAUUUGUGAGAUCUGCAAUAAUGGAGAGAUUCUCUAUCCCUUUGAGGAGAACACUACAAGCAGGUGUGAAAAUUGUAGCGCAGUUUUCCAUUCAGAUUGCAAACUCAGAACUGUUCCUUGUCCCAAGUGUGCGCGCAAGGAGCUCCAGAAGAAGCAGAAGUCGUUUUGGCAGAAGCUGGAUAUGGACGGCAGCUUGGAUGAGGCCUGCAGCAUGUUUGAGCUCUCUUACUAGAGCACAUGAUGUUUGGACCUGGGUAGCCCCACUUGCUCUCUCCGACCCAGAUACUGGCUAAAUAAGCUGUUGCCCUAACCACAAACCAUUUCUAGUCCUAUAGUGAUACCUCUGCUAGUUUGUUUUUCUAAAGUACUGUUCUGAAGGAAUUAUUUAAAGUUGUUGACUACGCUUACAUUCUCCUUCCGCUAAUUACUUUUAUAUGAAUUCAGGCCUUGAAACUCAAUGGGCCAUACAGAAACUUUAAGGGGGCUGAUUUAUUAACGGUCGAGUGAUACCGUUUUUUCCCCUCGAAUGAACUCGAAUAGUAUCUAAUUUAAGAAAAAACUCAAACAAAUAUUACCGACCCAAAAACUAGAAUCGAAUUCAAAUGUCAGGAAGGCUAUUAACAUCUUCAAAUGGGUCACCGGACCUCUGCCAUUGACUUCUACAUGAACUUGGCAGGUUUUAGGUGGCAUACUAUAGAAUUCGAGCUGUUCCCAGGGUGCAGGUAUGAUAAAUCUUGAAUUUGAGUUUGGAUUAUUCCCAACUCGAAUUUGUGAGUUUUGACCAAAAUUCCACCUCCAAAAUUCAAAUUUGAAUUUACCAUUCAAACCUUAAUAAAUCUGCCUUUAAGUAUACACUUUAUUUAUAUUGUCAAUAACUGUUGCAACCUAUUUACCAGUGUCAUUAUUUCAGGUUUGUUUCUGAAAUGUAGGGCUGGCCAGCAGGUCUCUUAUUCAGCCCAUAACGCUAAUGGCAUACUGCACAUUCCUACUACCACAAUCCUCUCAUAGACAGCCAUGAAGGAAACAAUGCCCUUUCCUUUCUUCCAACCAAUUCACACUUAUUUGAAUGGAGAAACACUUCACUUAUAGCAGACAUGGGAUUUAGAAGACACUGGACCAAGUAAUCUCUACUUGACAGCACCAGUAUCUGCCAUAGGUAGUGCUUUUUCCACUAGGUGCAUGCCUUACCUCAUGGCUUAUGCUUUAGCGAGCUGCUCAUUUGUGCUAACAAAACAGAAAUGAAAUGUCACCCUUUUUAGUCAGUGCAAAAGGUUUCAUUUGCAAAGUGUAAGAUGCUACAGCCCCUAUGUUGCGUUUUGCAAGAAAGCGUCAAACUGUAUAUUGGCGCUGCAAAAUAUAUUGCGCUAUGUAAAUACAGGAUAAAUAAUAGUAAUAAAUGAGGUAGGCAUAAGCAGAAAUUUCAACCAAGUAUAAAAUAAUGUGCACUCACUUGUUUAUGUCGAUAAUUAUUGCCAGCUUUGUGAUAUUGUGUUUGCACACAGUUUGUACAGAUGCCAUGUUGGUAAGCAAUGCUCACCGGGCUCUUCCAUAUAAACACACACAACAAUUUGUGAUUUCACCUGACUGGUGAUGUUUCACAUGCCAGAAUUGUUGUUGUUUUUAAAUAAGAACAGCUCUGGUCCUGUGUGUGCUAGCUACACAGGAGUGCAACACAAUGACAACGCAACCAUAAAAAUACCUAAAAAUAAUAAUUGAACACUGCAUGUAUAACAACUAUUAGUGACUAGGGAUUAGUUUAUACACUUAGUUACCCAGAUGUAAAUGCUAUAAUUAGACCUGUUAAAGGAAACGUGCCUCCCCAGCCCAGAGUACUGUAAAACCUAUAGGGAUGGGUUGGGGGGGUCUUCUUUUAAACAUUUGAUUUUAGAUGAUAUCACAUUCCAUCUUUACAUUCCUUACUAGUGAUAGUAACAUGAUAGUAUAAAUUAUAAGGACUGUACUGCAUUACCAUUUUACAGCCCCAGUUCCCGAUACCUGUAUAUGAAGAAUUUUCCCUUAAAAGACUAGAAGUAUACAUUUUCUUUUCCAGUUGCAGGGAUAUUUGCAUAAUUCGGGUCUCCAUACCUUAAGUCUACUAAAAAUCAUUUACACAUUAAAUAAACCCAGUGAGAUUGUUUUGCCACCAAUCAGUUUAAACAAUUCUAGUUUUACUGCAUGACCAUUGUUACAUGUAUCGACCUGCAAUCAAUUUGCAGUCAGUAUGUCCGGAAACAAAUUUCAGUCUCUGACAGCAGAAUCAUUAGUGAUGGGACAUCUCCUCUUUUUUGGUCUAUGCAAUUUGGUCAUCCAUUUUUGUCUGGUCAAAUUGUAAAAUGUCCAACCUUUUAGCAAGUGGGUCUUUUGGACACACAAUCCACAUAUGUCUAACCACCUCAUGCUAUGUUAUUAUCAUUUAUGGCCUGUUAAGCAAAAUGUGUUAAUAACUAAAGCCAUAUGAUCUUUUCCAUUUAGUAUUUACAAUUGUUAUGGUUGGUGAUGUUUUUGUUCUUGGUUCAGGCCAGACUGUUUGUAUUUAUUGAUUUAAAUGGUACUGCAUAAAUAAAAAUGUAAAUUUUA
This is a messenger RNA of Xenopus laevis (African clawed frog), 5188 nucleotides long. RefSeq names its product pleckstrin homology domain containing M3 S homeolog (gene plekhm3.S). The record is from RefSeq and is a predicted model, not a curated record. The coding region runs from base 597 to 2843 and encodes 748 amino acids. The transcript has 8 exons. NCBI's taxonomy places the organism in Eukaryota, Metazoa, Chordata, Amphibia, Anura, Pipidae.